AUGAAUAGUUUUGUGGACUCUGCCAUCCCUAUUGAAAGGAUGAUUGACAAGUUGAGGGACCCUAUCAGAGUAUGCCAUCUUAUUGAAGGAAGAAUUGGCAGAGUUGAUGGAAUAUCAGAGGUAAUUGUUAACGUGAUAGUUUUGUGGACAUGGGCCAUCUGUAUUGAAGAAGGAUUGGCAAUGUUGAGGGACUAUCAGAAGGUAACUGUUAACAUGAUAGUUUUGAGUGACAUGGCCAUCUUAUUGAAGAAGAUUGGGAAAAAGGAAAGGAACCGCCUCCGUCCCGACUCGCGCGGCGCCUCCCUCCGGCCCUCAACGACCUCUCCGGGCAGCCCCUCAGCAAAAGGAUGGCUGGUCCCUCUCACCGCCUCCCUCUACGUCCCCGGCACCCUCGAUGACGCCGACAGGGUCCUCGUCGACGUCGGCACCGGCUAUUUCAUCGAGAAAACAAUGGAUGAAGGCAAGAAUUAUUGUGAACGAAAAAUCAAUUUGCUGAAAUCUAAUUACGAAGAGCUUAUAGAGGUUGCUUCUAAGAAGAAAAGCAUGGCAGACGAAGUGGGGCUUGUGUUACAAGCAAAACUGAGGCAAUUAUCUCCAACUACAUGAGAAUCUACAAGGUUAGGAGCAUACAGCUCAUGGAUCGUAUCUGCAUUCCAUCAGGGGAAGUAGGGUUGAGCAUUUGUACAAUUUGUCUUCUAUGAACUGUGUUUGUUUCCUCACCUACCUGUCACAACUCAAAACUCGUUUCGGCAGCGUGUGCAUUUAGUGUAAUUUAAGCUUUAUCCUUCAUCGGCUUCUUAGUUGAACUGGUAGAAGUUAAAGAGGCUUGUGUCCUAAUACUGCUACAAGAUACAAUCAUCUCAGGUGUGGCUGCGCUGUGUUGUUAAUCUAUGAUGCCGGAUUACGAGAUCAUGUUCCGUUAAGAUUCAUCACA
Molecule: messenger RNA, 934 nt
Organism: Asparagus officinalis (garden asparagus)
Lineage: Eukaryota; Viridiplantae; Streptophyta; Magnoliopsida; Asparagales; Asparagaceae
Exons: 6
Coding region: 1-606 (201 amino acids)
Biological process (GO): regulation of DNA-templated transcription; protein folding
Cellular component (GO): prefoldin complex; cytoplasm
Source: RefSeq, a predicted model, not a curated record